Molecule: messenger RNA, 471 nt
Organism: Aspergillus saccharolyticus JOP 1030-1
Lineage: Eukaryota; Fungi; Ascomycota; Eurotiomycetes; Eurotiales; Aspergillaceae
Product: 60S ribosomal protein L28
Exons: 5
Coding region: 1-471 (156 amino acids)
Biological process (GO): translation
Cellular component (GO): ribosome; cytosolic large ribosomal subunit
Molecular function (GO): structural constituent of ribosome
Source: RefSeq, a predicted model, not a curated record
AUGGCCGCCGAUAGAACCAACGUCUCCAGCGAUCUCGUCUGGCAGAUUACCCGCAACCAGAAUGCUUUCCUGGUCAAGCGUAACAGCGGCGGUGGUUCUCAGUUCUCCCGCGACCCUCUGAACCUGCAGAACAAGCAAUCUUUCAAGUACGCUGGCUAUGCCACCAACAAGGCCAUUGGUGUCCAGGCCACCGAGAACGGCGGCGUCGUCGUCCUUACCAAGAAGUCCAACCCCCAGCAGCCCGCGAAGAACAUCGUCACCGUGAGCUACGGUCCCAGCGCCUCUACCCGCAAGAUCUACAAGGGUGUUGCCGCCAAGACCGCUAAGAAUGGCUACCGUGCUGAUCUCCGUGAGGUCGCUGUCGCCCGUGUGAGCGCUAUCCGCCGCUCUCAGAAGCCCAAGAAGGAGUCUCGUCCCCAGAAGCUUCGUGGCGCCCAGGCUAAGAAGGCCGCAGAGAAGGACCAGGAGUAA